Molecule: messenger RNA, 1035 nt
Organism: Aspergillus pseudotamarii
Lineage: Eukaryota; Fungi; Ascomycota; Eurotiomycetes; Eurotiales; Aspergillaceae
Exons: 3
Coding region: 1-1035 (344 amino acids)
Source: RefSeq, a predicted model, not a curated record
AUGGCACCUGCAGCACUCAUCGCCCCAGAGCCGCCCGUCGUCAUCGGGCCGGCCACCAAGAAGGCUACACGGCCUUCCAGCACGCUUCCCCAGUCCCUUAUCGACGGUGCUCGCAUCGCUAAGAAGGACACCUUCGACGCAGCCAAGCAUCUCAACUUCCAACCCCCGAAGCGCAUCUACACCAUGGAGGAGAUCGGCCUGGAAGGGCAGGGCAUCUCCCCUCACGCCGGCUCGGACCCCUUCAACCUCUUUAACGAGGAGGCCAUCAAGCAGAUGAGGGCAGAGAUCUUCAGUGAUGAAGUCCUGGCUGACUGCCAGUAUUCGUCUACUUUCAAUAAGCACAUGGUCCGCGGCAUGGGCCCAGCACGCGCUCCCUUCACCUACGCUGCAUGGAACGACCCUGAAGUUCUCCGCCGCAUCUCCGAGGUGGCCGGCAUCGACCUCAUCCCUUCCGUCGACUUCGAAAUCGCCAACAUUAAUAUCUCUGUCAACAGCAACCCCGACCAACCUGUGCCGGAACAGCAGGUCCCGUCCAACGAUGAGCUGCCCGCCGUUGCUUGGCACUAUGACAGCUUCCCCUUUGUCUGUGUGACUAUGCUCUCUGACUGCACUGGCAUGGUUGGUGGUGAAACAGCUUUGCGCACACCUUCCGGUGACAUUAUGAAAGUCCGGGGCCCAGCAAUGGGAACUGCCGUUGUUCUGCAGGGACGGUACAUCGAGCAUCAGGCAUUGAAGGCCCUCGGCGGUCGUGAGCGGAUUAGCAUGGUCACUUGCUUCCGUCCCAAGGACCCCAUGGUCCGCGAUGAGACUGUCCUGGUCGGUGUCCGUGGUAUCAGCAACAUUUCCGAGCUCUACACCCAAUACACCGAGUACCGUCUGGAGCUUUUGGAGGAGCGUCUUCGCCUUAAGCAGAAGGAGGAGCGCCGCCGUGUCGUGGCCAACCGGCCAUUUGAUAUUGCUGAUAUGCGGCAGUUCUUGAAGGAACAGAAGUCCUUCCUGGAGUCGAUGUUGGAGGAGAUCAUUGAAAUCGACUAA